Molecule: messenger RNA, 3165 nt
Organism: Echinops telfairi (small Madagascar hedgehog)
Lineage: Eukaryota; Metazoa; Chordata; Mammalia; Afrosoricida; Tenrecidae
Gene: JAKMIP3
Product: Janus kinase and microtubule interacting protein 3
Exons: 22
Coding region: 167-2674 (835 amino acids)
Molecular function (GO): microtubule binding; kinase binding
Source: RefSeq, a predicted model, not a curated record
GCUGACCACGGCUGACUUGGGCAUCUGGUGACUGCUAUAGCAGCAGACACGGCCAACAGAUGAGAAGAUGUAGUGGGCUGGCCCAGGCCACCUGCCCGGAGUUUGGUACGGAGCCCCGCCGGACAGUGCACACCCCAGGAGUCCCCUCCGGCCACCCAGCCUCACCAUGUCCAAGAAGGGGGCCGGCAGCCGGACGCGGGGGGACAAGGCUGAGGCGUUUGCUGCGUUGCAGGCCGCCAACGAGGAGCUGCGGGCCAGGCUCACAGACAUCCAGAUCGAGCUGCAGCAGGAGAAGAGCAAGGUCAGCCGGGCGGAGCGGGAGAAAAACCAGGAGAUCCGGCAGGUGCGGGAGCACGAGCAGCACAAGAACACGGUGCUGGUCACAGAGCUGAAGACCAAGCUGCACGAGGAGAAGAUGAAGGAGCUGCAGGGGGUGCGGGAGGCGCUGCUGCGGCAGCACGAGGCGGAGCUGCUGCGGGUCAUCAAGGUCAAGGACAACGAGCAUCAGCGGCUGCAGACCCUGCUCCACGCCCUGCGCGACGGCGGCCCCGACAGGGUCAGGACCGUCCUGCUCUCGGAAGCCAAGGAGGAGGCCAAGAAGGGCUUCGAGGUGGAGAAGGUCAAAAUGCAGCAGGAAAUCUCCGAGCUCAAGGGUGCCAAGAAGCAGGUGGAGGAGGCGCUGACCAUGGUCACCCAGGCUGACAAGAUCAAGGCCGCCGAGAUCCGGAGCGUGUACCACCUGCAUCAGGAGGAGAUCACCAGGAUCAAGAGGGAGUGUGAGCGAGAGAUCCGCAGGCUGAUGGAGGAGAUAAAGUUUAAGGACAGAGCAGUCUUCGUGCUGGAGAGAGAGUUAGGGGUGCAAGCCGGGCACGCUCAGAGACUGCAGCGGCAGAAAGAGGCCCUAGAUGAGCAGCUGUCCCAGGCCCGCGAGGCCGACCGGCACCUGGGCAGCCCCAGACGGGACCUUCCUUAUGUGAGCGGUGCGGGAGACGCCUCAGACCACCCGGGAAGCCCUGAACAGCAGCUGGACGAGAAGGACGCCCGGCGCUUCCAGCUGAAAAUCGCCGAGCUAAGCGCCAUCAUCCGCAAGCUGGAGGACCAGGGGUUGAGAAUCCCCAUAGAGAGGAACAAGCUGUUGAAGCGGCUGCGGGAGGCGGAGAGCCAGUACAAGCCGCUGCUGGACAAAAACAAGCGCCUCAGCCGGAAGAACGAGGACCUGUCCCACACGCUGCGCCGCAUGGAGAACAAGCUGAAGUUCAUCACCCAGGAGAAUCUGGAGAUGAGACAAAGGGCCGGGGUCAUUAGGAGGCCCAGCAGCUCCCUGAACGACCUGGACCAGAGUCAGGAGGAGCGGGAAGUGGACUUCCUGAAGCUCCAGAUUGUGGAGCAGCAGAACCUCAUAGAUGAACUCUCCAAGACCCUGGAAACGGCGGGCUACGUGAAGAGUGUGCUAGAGCGGGACAAGCUUCUGAGGUACCGGAAGCAGAGGAAGAAGAUGGCGAAGAUCCCCAAGCCAGUGGUGGUGGAGACCUUCUUUGGCUACGACGAGGAAGCCUCCCUGGAGUCGGACGGCUCCUCCAUCUCUUACCAGACAGACAGAACGGACCAGACCCCGUGUACCCCUGAUGACGACCUGGAGGAGGCCGUGGCCAAGGAGGGGGCGGAGCUGCGCUUCCGGCAGCUCACCAUGGAGUACCAGGCUCUGCAGCGCGCCUAUGCCCUGCUGCAGGGGCAGGUCGGAGGGACACUGGACGCUGAGCGAGAAGUUAAGACGCGUGAGCAGCUGCAGGCGGAUGUGCAGCACGCACAGGCGCGGAUCGAGGACCUGGAGAAGGCGCUGGCCGAGCAGGGGCAGGACAUGAAGUGGAUCGAGGAGAAGCAAGCCUUGUACCGGAGGAACCAGGAACUGGUGGAGAAGAUCAGGCAGAUGGAGACAGAAGAGGCACGGCUGAGACACGACGUGCAGGAUGCCAAAGACCAGAACGAGCUGCUGGAAUUCCGGAUCCUCGAGCUGGAGGAGAGAGAGAGGAAGUCACCAGCCAUCAACUUCCACCAUGUGCCCUUUGUGGACGAUGGGAGGAGCCCCCUGCAGGUGUACUGCGAGGCGGAGGGCAUCACGGACAUCCUGGUGUCGGAGCUGAUGAAGAAGCUGGACAUCUUGGGGGAUAACGCCAAUCUGACCAAUGAGGAGCAGGUGGUGGUCAUUCAAGCGCGGACCGUGUUGACUUUGGCAGAAAAGUGGCUCCAGCAGAUUGAGGAGACCGAGCUGGCCCUGCAGCAGAGGAUGGUCGACCUGGAGAAUGAAAAGGAGCUGUUCAGUAAGCAAAAGGGCUACCUGGACGAGGAGCUGGACUUCCGAAAGCAGUCUCUGGACCAGGCUCAUAAGCACAUCCUGGAGCUGGAAGCCAUGCUGUACGACGCCCUGCAGCAGGAGGCUGGGGCCAAGGUGUGCGAGCUGCUGUCCGAGGUGGAGCGGGAGAAGCUCAAGGUUGCCGUGGAGCAGUGGAAGCGGCAGGUCAUGAGCGAGCUUCGAGAGCGCGAUGCCCAGAUCCUGCGGGAGCGCAUGGAGCUGCUGCAGCUGGCCCAGCAGAGGAUCAAAGAGCUGGAGGAGCACAUGGAGGCGCAGAAGAGGCAGGCCAAGGAGCUGGAGGAGAAGGUAAAAGCCUGCACUUAGAGGCCGAGAGGACAGAGGUAACAGGCCCCGGUCUCUGGGUCAGGACGGAGCUGACCUCAAAGGGGUCAGGAUGGGGGCUGUGGGGGCAAUCCACAGUGGUCCUUCAACCCGGCCACCUUGGGAGGCCCCGCUCUCAUAGCCCCACGCCUUGGGGGCUAUACUAAGCCGAUACUCAGGGGUCUCUGGCCUUUGGGCCUAAAGUCCUCUUCCCUAGGACUGUGGGCCUGCUAGACACAGCCUCCCGCAGCCCCCUCUUUCUGCACCAGACACAACUGCUGCAGGGCUGGGGCUGGGGGCCGACAUCCAGUCAGGCCUUGGUGGGCUGGCUGAGCUGGGUGCUGAGGGGAGCGGGCCAUCUGGUGCCCCCUCCCUGUCUUGUCCGUUCAGCGGAACCUGGAGGUUGGUGUUGAAAUUGCACCCGAGUGGCUGGACACCUGUUGGGGCUGGGACAGCAGGGACUCAACCAUGGGUGCUGGGCCAGCCAGGAGGGA